UUUUUCUGGAUGGGGCCACUGUCGGAGGAGACAGAUUUCGCAACCCUAAUGAUCGUAGCAAUUAGCACGCCUAUUUUGAAAAACAUAUUGGAUCAUUUUUCUCUUUGCUUGCUGAAAGAAAUAGUGAAAAUCGCAUGUCAGACUCCUAACCUUACAAAUAUUUACACGUUGAUUGGUUUAAAUUUAACUGGACUAAGAUUGAAUCAAAAGUCGAUAGUGGUAAAAGCCAAUGAUAAUCCUGUUACAAGGUCGCUUCAAUCUGUUCUUAUCAUUGGCCAAAAAUAUAUUUAGAAUAUGUAAAGUGAAUUUAUUCAUCAGGUUUCAGUCUUUUUCUUUGUCCACGCUAACGGCUUUAUCGAUGCCGCUAGGUGGAGGCCUCGAGGAGGCUUUUUCUGUAUUCGGUGACCUCAGACAUGGACCACGUGCUGAAUAUUAUUUUAAAUGGUCCCUACUUAGUUUUAUCAUCUGUCUAUCAAUUCACCAUAUUAUCAGCCCUUGGAUAUUUAAUCGGUAUAAUGGAUCAUAUCGCAAUUUGUCUCGAGCCCAGAAAAUGGAAUGGGAUUCUCGAGCAGUAUCAUCUAUACAUGCAACUAUUGUUAGUGUUCUAUGUGUAACAGCUCUAGUUACUAAUCCUGAUCUCUGGAAUAAUCCAAUUGUGUGUGUAUCUCAUUCCGGUCUUAUUGCACUAUCUAUUUCCAUUGGUUACUUUCUUUGUGAUGCUGUUUCUAUGCCAUUCUAUUGGUGGAACAAACAACUGAUCAUAUUUCUUUUACAUCACUGGGCUGCAUCUUUUGCAUUUUUCCUCCUUGUGCAAUAUCGAAGUUGUGUAUUCUUUGGAGUUUAUCGUUUAACAACAGAAUUAUCUACACCGUUUGUCAAUCAAAGAUGGUUUUAUCGUACAAUUGGUUACAAACCUGAUCGUCGUCGUGUUGCAUGUGUAACUUUAAUAUUUGCAAUAUUCUUUAUUAUAACACGUAAUCUAAUGAUUUUCCCAUUCUGGUAUAUAGCAUAUAUCACUUAUGGAAGUGAGACAUAUAAAAUUUGUGUUGAAUAUUUCCCAUUAAUGAAUACUGUUUUUAUUACUACAUGUGGAUUACUUGAUGGAUUAAAUAUUCAUUGGGCAUUUCGAACAUAUCGUAUUGGUUUAAAAUCGAUUAAAAUAUUAUCAACUGCUGAUUGGCAAGGUGAUAUUCGUAAAGCUCAAGCAAAAUUACAUAAACGUUUACGUAAUCUCCAAAAAUUUAAUACUCAUGAUAAUCAAAUGAGUAUAACUACAAAAUCAUCUCUAACAGAUAAUCAUUUAAGUCAAACUUCACUGGAUAGUGGUAAUAGUGGAAUAUCAUCUUUAUCAAGCUAUUCUUCUGACAGUGAACAUGAAUCAACAUAUUCUAGCUUAGAACUUAGUAUAUCUAAUAUGAAUCAAGAAAAUAUACAAUCAUCAGAUAAUCUGUAUCCAAAUACUCUAUCUCAUAAUUUAAUUGAUGGUAAUGACACUGAAUUAACACAACGAUUAAAAAAUCAGGAUGUUCAACAUUCAUUAAUUCAAUAAGCAAAUUUUCAAAGACUAUUCAUUCAUUAUUUAUCAGUUUUUAAAAAAAAUCCGAAUUCUGCAUAAUAAAGAAAGUCGUGUGUGUGCGUGUAUGUGUGGCUUUCAACCUCUUCUUAUCAUCGAAUAACAAACACAGCGUUAAACUUCAACAGCUGAUUAUCAUGAAGAUUAGAGAGUAUACUGUACAGUUAAUGGUUAAUAAAUUCUAUCAUUCGUCAUCUUUAGGGUUAUUUAUUGGUUGUAUUACACCGUCGUUGAUUGGGCCGAAUUGAUCAAUUUCUAUUGGCGGAUGCUCAUAUAUUGCCUGUGUUUUUAAUUAUGUAUAGUAAUGAUAAAUUUUACUGCUAUCCAUUACCCAUUAUUCGUCAUCUUUAUUAUAAAUCAUUUUCUUAACUGAAAGAAAGAUAUGAUGUGAAUUUUUAAAGCAAAAUAUAAUUGUUUCCUUGUAUGAACUUUUAUUUUUGAUUAUAUUUUAAAACUAUGCUUUUCAGUAUUAAAAUUAAAAAAAUAUUGCAACUAAUUUGUUUG
This is a messenger RNA of Heterobilharzia americana, 2077 nucleotides long. The record is from the annotation of a GenBank genome assembly. NCBI's taxonomy places the organism in Eukaryota, Metazoa, Platyhelminthes, Trematoda, Strigeidida, Schistosomatidae.